Messenger RNA from Cuscuta campestris, 1515 nucleotides. Lineage: Eukaryota; Viridiplantae; Streptophyta; Magnoliopsida; Solanales; Convolvulaceae. The record is from the annotation of a GenBank genome assembly.
AUACGUGGUCUUGAUUUUUUUCCUCUUUUUUCUAGCAGUUACUGCUCCCUUAGGACUGUGACUAUGGUGUUUAAAAUUUCCUUACCCUCUUUUUUCCUCUUUUUUCUAGCAGUUACUGCUCCCUUAAGGAAAUUUUAGAGGAAUGAUUGUGUAGAUUAAGUGGGCGCGGUCCAUGACGGUCCGUGAUAUCACCGGAGCCUAUCACAGACCGCUCUUGUUUAAACGGUUCGGUAUUGAUACGGUUUUGAUAAUUGCCAAAUCGCCGUGGAUAUGAAGAGUUUCGUUGAAUAACUAAAAGCGUGAAAUGAAGAGGUCUGCUGCUUCUUCUUCUUCUUCUUCAUCUUCUUCCUCCUAUAUUGUUUCCGGCAAUGAGACUGGACUUCUGCCCAAACCCAUUCCUAGUCCUUCCGAACCGGUGCCUAAACGUGUAAGAACAAAGAGAAACAGAAUCCCCAGCGCUGAUUCCCCGACAGGUGGGCCAGCCAUGAGAAGCUCCAUUUACAGGGGGGUCACGAGGCAUAGAUGGAGUGGGAGAUUUGAAGCUCACUUAUGGGACAGGACUCUCUGGAAUAGCACUCUGAACAAGAAAGGAAGACAAAGUGCAUAUGAUUGCGAAGAGGAUGCUGCCAGGACUUAUGAUCUAGCUGCUCUUAAGUACUGGGGGCCCGGCACCACUCUUAAUUUUCCGAUCGAGACAUAUGCCAAAGAGCUUGAAGAAAUGCAGAACUUGUCAAAGGAGGAGUUCUUGGCCUCACUUCGGCGUAAAAGUAGUGGUUUUUCUAGAGGUGUUUCCAAGUACCGCGGUGUGGCAAGGCACCAUCACAAUGGUCGUUGGGAGGCACGAAUUGGACGACUCUCAGGGAAUAAGUAUCUUUACUUGGGAACUUUCAGCACUCAAGAGGAAGCAGCUGUGGCAUAUGACAUUGCAGCAAUCGAACAGAAAGGUGCGAAUGCAGUUACGAAUUUCGACAUCAGCAACUAUGCAGAUAAGCUGAAGGAGAUCCGAGAGCAGAACCAGAUAAAACAGCAUUCCCCUUCUAGUAAGCUCGGCAAUGAAAGGCAGGGAGAAGUACAGGAGCAGCAGCAGGGGGAUCAGUGCUUGGUGCAGCAAGAAACAAUGCCAAACUUGGAGUCUUCAAUGGUCGUUGGUCCGCGCGUGGAUCAUCAGGAAGAAGCAGGGUUCUGGGACUUCUGCACGGAUUCUGGGUUCGACUCGUUUUCUAUUUCUGAUCUUCUUAUGGAAGAAGAAGGGGAGGAGGACAAGGAGGGGAGAGCUUCUUCUUACCUGCUUGAUUUUUUCAAUGAUUCCAGCAGCUCCCAGAACAACCUGGAUUUCCUCUUCUGAGUGGUCAUCCACUUCAAAUGUGGUGAUCACUGUCUCUGGUGCUUUUGUUCCUAUAUAUGAUGAUUUUGAGGCUUCCUGCUUUUGUUGAGGAUUAUAAAUUUUGCAAACUUGUCAUUUUGUAUAACUAAAUAGAAAAAAAAUCAUACAUAGUAUAAAGACUUUUAAAUGCU